Molecule: messenger RNA, 896 nt
Organism: Lycium barbarum (goji berry)
Lineage: Eukaryota; Viridiplantae; Streptophyta; Magnoliopsida; Solanales; Solanaceae
Product: putative 4-hydroxy-4-methyl-2-oxoglutarate aldolase 3
Exons: 3
Coding region: 201-701 (166 amino acids)
Biological process (GO): regulation of RNA metabolic process
Molecular function (GO): ribonuclease inhibitor activity
Source: RefSeq, a predicted model, not a curated record
GGCCGAACCCCACCCGAAGGGCUAGCUCCGCCCCUGUGUAUAUAUAGAUUAGAUCUUCUUCGAAAUUUACAAUUCCACCAUCAUUCAUAACAGAAACUCCAUUCUUGAAUUCCAUAAAAAGCUCAUAUACAAGUAUUACUGAUCAAGGUAAAAAUCUUGCUCCGCCACUGCUCCCACCUCCCACCAGCACAGGAGAAUACAUGGCGUCCUUGGCGACAGCAGAAGUGUGUGAUGUGAAUGCAGGGCUUCUAUCAAAUGGCGAACUACGAGUUUUGCCACCGAUCUUCCAGAUGUAUGGGCAAUGUCGAGCUUUCUCUGGCCCCAUUACCACCCUUAAGGUAUUUGAGGACAAUGUCUUGGUUAGGGAGCUUCUUGAAACUAGAGGCGAAGGAAGAGUUCUUGUUAUAGACGGUGCAGGGAGUAUGCGAUGUGCUCUAAUAGGAGGGAACUUAGGACAAUUAGCCCAGAAUAUGGGUUGGGCAGGUAUUGUAGUUAAUGGUUGCAUUCGUGAUGUAGACGAGAUUAACGGUUGUGACAUUGGUGUUCGUGCAUUGGCAUCACACCCUCAGAAAUCGAACAAGAAAGGGCAUGGCGAGAAGCAUGUUCCAAUUUAUAUUGGAGGGAUGUUGAUUCGUGAAGAAGAGUGGUUAUAUGCAGAUAGUGAUGGCAUCCUCAUAUCAAAAACUGAGUUAUCAGUCUAAUUCAAGCCAUAUAGCAAGCGGAAUCUUCAUUUGGUGUUGUGUUUAAUAGAUAGUUUCAUUCAUGUAAUCUAAUAAGGGCGUUGCAAUUACCAUUUUGUAACUGUGGGCUUUUGUACCAACACCAAGCAGUUUAAAUUUGCUCUCAGAAUGAAGUACUCUGGAUAUUUGUUACAUAAUGGAGGCAGUUUCUUAUAA